This is a messenger RNA of Erythranthe guttata (spotted monkey flower), 825 nucleotides long. Its product is annotated as stellacyanin. The record is from RefSeq and is a predicted model, not a curated record. Lineage: Eukaryota; Viridiplantae; Streptophyta; Magnoliopsida; Lamiales; Phrymaceae. Gene Ontology annotation, molecular function: electron transfer activity. Gene Ontology annotation, cellular component: plasma membrane.
UUUUGUUUUCCCUUUGCCUGUAAACAACACAAACGUUGUCUGUACUCUGUACUAUGUUAGGUAAUCUAAUCACAACAGAAAAAAAACAACCAGCUUUUAAAGUCUUUAUAAACCCCAUAAAUCCCCAUUUUUGUUGCCAACUUCAAGAAAUGGCCAAGUUUUUGUUUCUAUUUUCUACAGUCAUACUCUCGUUCUACUACGCCUCGGUAUGUUCAGCAACUGUUUACACGGUAGGCGAUAACUCCGGCUGGGAUAUCAGCACGGACGUCAAUUCCUGGGCAAAAGACAAGUCAUUCUCUGUCGGGGAUACCUUAUUGUUCCAAUAUUCGCAGUAUCAUACAGUAAACGAGGUGAAAAGGGAUAAUUACGAGGGGUGCAACACGACCAACAACGUAAUACGAUCGAGUAGUAAUGGGAACGCAUCGUUUGCUCUAACGGGGCCCGGUGAAAGGUACUUUGUCUGUGGGAAUCGAUUGCAUUGUCUUGGAGGAAUGAAACUUCAUGUCACUGUACAUGGUAACCAGGUGGCGGUAGCACCUGUCGGGGCACCUCAGUCACAGCCAGGGGGCUCUCUUCCUCCUCCGGGAUCUUCUGGAACCAAUAAUUAUUAUAAUCCUUCAAAUUCGUCUUUUCUUUACAGGAUUGAGAUUGAUAGUAUUGUCCUGGGAUUUUUGGUGUCAUUGGUUUUUUUCUUACAGGUUAUCUGAGUGUCUGGAUUUGCUUGUGGUUUAAAUUGUCUGAGAUUUAUGAACUAUGAUGCAAUGCAGUUACACUAGAAACUCGAUAAAUUAAUAACCUCGCUUAAAUAAUAAUUUAUUUUGAUCC